AAGUUGUGUGACGUAGGUAAGUUGGAGUUAGCCUGCUUCCGCCGCAUGUAGCCUUCAGCGGGAGAGCAGCAUGGCUUACUGUGCGAAGAUAGGACCGUCCAUCCUGAGCAGCGACCUGUCCCGUCUGGGCAGCGAGUGUGUGCGGAUGAUGGGCUGCGGGGCAGAUUAUCUGCACCUGGACGUCAUGGACGGGCACUUUGUCCCCAAUAUCACGUUUGGCCAUCCAAUGGUAGAGUGCCUGAGGAAGUCAGUAGGCCAAGAACCUUUUUUUGACAUGCACAUGAUGGUGUCCCGGCCAGAGCUGUGGGUGAAGCCCAUGGCUGCAGCAGGGGCCAACCAGUACACCUUCCACCUGGAGGCCACAACAAACCCUGGGAACCUCAUCAAGGAGAUAAGAGAAAGUGGCAUGAAGGUGGGUUUGGCCAUCAAACCUGGUACUACAGUUGAAGAACUGGCACCGUGGGCUAAUCAGGUCGACAUGGCUCUGGUCAUGACGGUUGAACCUGGUUUUGGAGGACAAAAGUUCCUGGAGGACAUGAUGCCAAAGGUGAGCUGGCUGCGGAGUCAGUUCCCUUCAUUAGACAUCGAAGUAGACGGAGGGGUCGGCCCUGAUACUAUUCACAAGUGUGCCGAGGCGGGUGCCAAUAUGAUCGUGUCGGGCAGUGCUGUUAUAGGCAGCGACGACCCUCGUUCUGUCAUCGCACUACUGCGCACAGUGGUGGCCGAAGCAAUUCAGAAACGCUCACUGGACCGCUGACGUGUCCACCUGCAGUGACAUUCCACCUCCCACAGCAACAUACAGCAGUCAGUGGACACGACUCAGUAUGGACAUUUCUGGGGUGGAAAAUGGUCACGGUCAGAUUGAGGGGAGUUUAUUUUUAAUAGACAGAACAGUUUGACGUGGUUGAAGCUGUCGUGCCGGUUAAAACUUGGUCCUCUCCUGCCACAGUCUCCUUUUUAUGAAGUCUGCUCAAACUGAGUCUCAGCCCAGGAACAAUUACAGGACUGGAGCAAAGUUUACUCUGAUAAACUCUGUAAACAUUCCAGGAAAAUAACUGAAGUAAAAAUCUAAGUUGCCCAAGAAGCUGUUAAAGUUUGCUUUAGAAUUAGAUUUUUUUUUUUUUUAUCUUAAAUCACAUUUCUAGGAUUAAACAAAGCCUUUUUAACCAUUUUGUUGAACUCAUAGGUUCCUGUUUUACUCAACAAAUAUCUUGUGAACGACUUAUUGCCACAAAAUUUGGGUUGCAGAUUAAAUGGUUAUCAUGUGAAGCGUCAUUCAUGUUAUUUGUGUUUCUCAAGCUACUAAUAAUUCAUCUUUAAUCCUAGAAAGUGAUCAUGUUUGAAAAUAAAGCAGGAUUAUUUUGGUAAAAUUCAGAAAAACGUCACUUGAAUGUACAUAUUUAAAAUUCCAAAAAUGAAACCCUGCAUUAAAAAGCUCCCUUAGGUACACGCAGAAAUAAUUAUAUUCUGUACAC
Molecule: messenger RNA, 1475 nt
Organism: Nematolebias whitei (Rio pearlfish)
Lineage: Eukaryota; Metazoa; Chordata; Actinopteri; Cyprinodontiformes; Rivulidae
Gene: rpe
Product: ribulose-5-phosphate-3-epimerase
Exons: 6
Coding region: 71-757 (228 amino acids)
Biological process (GO): pentose-phosphate shunt, non-oxidative branch; pentose-phosphate shunt; carbohydrate metabolic process
Cellular component (GO): cytosol
Molecular function (GO): D-ribulose-phosphate 3-epimerase activity; metal ion binding
Source: RefSeq, a predicted model, not a curated record